UGACUAUUUUUUUUUAGGAAGUUAACAUUAUUUUUGAAUUGUUCAUUUAGUAUUUGAGGGAAUAUUAGAUUAUUUGGAUUAGAAGUAACAUGGACGAUAUAUGAAACAGGACUUAUCAAUACAAAGAGGAUACUUUAGUUCAAAGUCGUUCAGUUUUAAAAAAGACUUACAUAUUGAAAUUAAUCAGGAAAUGGGUGUUUCAUAAGGAUACAAAUAAAGACUUAUUUAGAAAAAUGUGAAAAUGACUUGUCUGGAGACCAAGUUUUCUAUAUUAAAUGUUUAUGGAUGGAUAAAACUGUCUGUAAAAUAGAUUUAAAUUUAAAUCAAAAUAAGAGUUCAAAUUUUUUAAGGAAAUUAAAUUUAAAAGAGAUAUUUUUGUGGUCAAAUUUAAAAAAAAUUAAAAGGUGUGAGGACAGAAUGUGAUUAAUGAUGACAAUCGUGUAUCUUACGACAUCAAAAUGUUCUACUUAAAUACACCACAUUUAAGUUUGAUUUUAAAAUACAUGCAUGCCUUUAAAAAACGGAGGGCUGAAUUUUAGGUGGUGUACUAAUGGAAUGAGGAUAUUAUAAUUUUGUUUAUGGACUUUUAACAUUGGAAAAGUGUUGAUUCAAAAUGAAUUGUUUAAACAAUUGCUUCAAAAGAAAUUCAAAAGGAAUGCCAUCUAAACGACUGAAAUUAGAUGAAGUGCAUGAUAUAUACCUACCAGAUAUAUACCUGAAACGGAAAACAUCAUCUUGGACAUUUUCUCCACUGUAUAUACAUACUGAUGCUUCUUAUGAAAAGAUACCCAAUGAGCGCAGGGGAAGUGUACCACUAGUUAAUGGUGUAGAUCAAACAGACAGCAUGGAUACAAGUUCAUCUACACCGUCCAAAAUAGCUAACUUCUUUAUCCGGAAAGGAUUUAAAGGGAAUUUAAAAAGAACAAAAAGUGUGACAAAGUUGGAAAAGAUUGAUAGAAAGAGAGCAGCAUCAAACUUGUCUGACCAUGAAUCAAGCACUUUUGUGGGAUCCUUGAAGAGGACAAUGAGUCUUGGAAGGUUAAAUCGGAAACGUAAUCGUCAAAAUCCUACAUCAGAGGAGCUGCCAAGUUCCUCACCAAGUUUGAACCUGAUCAACUCACGGAUCAGAUCAUCUCGUUCCCAUGAGUCCCUCCUAACAAGCCACGUCAACAUGCACGCCAUCGACCUGACAGCCACAGAUCUAGAUAUUCAACCUUUGCACUCCAGCAUUCUUGGUCAGGAUCAUUGUUUCCAAGUCUCAACAACGAACGGAAGUAAAUACAUCUCCUGCCGGACUGCAGAGGAACGUGAGAAAUGGAUAGGAAGCUUGAGGAAAUCAGUUCAUCCAAACCAGGAACAUAUACGGAGAACAGACAACUCUCUUAAACUAUGGAUAAAGGAAGCUAAAAAUGUACCCUCUAAAAAGAAGUAUUUCUGUGAAAUUUGUUUAGAUCGAACAUUGUAUGCCAAAACUUCCAGUAAAAUGAAAUCUGAAAUGUUGUUUUGGGGAGAACACUUUGAAUUCAAUAACUUGAGAGACACACAGAUUGUUACAGUAAAUUUGUACAGAGAAGCUGAUAAAAAGAAAAAGAAAGACAAAAAUCAGUUUAUAGGUUAUGUAAACAUCCCAGCCUCGGAAAUUACAGGCCGGACCUUUGUUGAGAAAUGGUUCAACUCAACAUCAGGAACUGUAGGUCGAGUUGGGAAAGAGAACAAAAGUGAAAAUCCUUUAAUAAGAAUUAAAGCAAGAUAUCACACAGUACAGAUAUUACCUGUUGAUAUGUAUAAAGACUUAUCUCAGUAUUUGAGUACAGACUAUUGUCAGUUGUGUGAAGUAUUAGAACCUGUGAUCAGUGUAAAAGAUAAAGAAGAUAUAGCUACAUGUUUAGCUCAUGUUCUACAGAAACUUGGUAAAGCUAAGGAUUUCCUUACAGACAUAAUAAUGGCAGAAGUGUCACGGCUAGAUAACAAGCACCUUACAAUGAGAGGUAACUCUAUCGGAACCAAAGCAAUGGAGGCUUACAUGAAACUUGUUGGUGAAAAGUAUUUACAAGAUACGAUGACAGAGUUUGUGAAGUCUUUGAUAGAAUCUGGAGAUGAUUGUGAGGUAGAUCCCACAAAAGUUACUCCACAGUUCUUACAGAGUAACCAAAGUAUACUGGACAUGUACAGUGAAAUGGUCUUUGCCAAAAUCAUCAAUUCACACUGCUAUUUCCCCAGUGAACUGAGAGAUGUCUUCGCCUGUUUUCGUUCUCGUUGUUUGGAGAUGGAGAGAGAGAAUACAGCAGAGAAUUUAAUAAGUGCCUCAUUGUUUCUUAGGUUCCUGUGUCCAGCUAUAAUGUCACCUAGUUUAUUUAAUUUAAUACAAGAAUACCCUCCAGAUAAAGCUGCCAGGAAUCUUGUUCUACUCGCUAAGACAAUCCAAACUCUUGCAAAUUUUACCAAAUUUGGAGCCAAAGAAGAAUAUAUGACAUUUAUGAAUGAUUUUAUUGAGCGGCAUAGUGAAAGUAUGAAUCAGUUCCUCCAACAGAUAUCAUCAACAGAUACAAAUGGAGGGAACCAGUUUCUAGAGUUUGAUGGGUACAUUGACCUGGGUAAAGAAUUAUCUAUUUUACACAGUCUGUUAACAGAAUCUCUAGAAAAGUGCCCUCAGGAUUCUUUAUCCAGCUUAGGAAAACUGCCAAGCAUUUUAAGUAAAUUGAAAACUGCCUUUGAAAAUCCAGAUGUUGGUUUGGUGAUUCCACCACCAAAACAGAACAGGAAAUCCCAAAUAUAUGACAAUCUAGUCAACAUGCCUCCUCAAACUAGCACCUCCCCUACAGAAAUUGUCAGGGAAAUGUUAAAACUUUGUGGAGGGGAGGAUAUUCCUGUGUUAAGUGGGAGGCGAGGAUCAAGAUUGGGCGUGUUUGAUUCUGAAAAUAAUGUUGAGACAGAUGAUGAUUUUGGAUUUUAUAAAAAUUCUAAGUAUGAUGUGUCUAAUGUAUCAGUGAAAAGUGUAUCAAAUGAACAAAGAGUGAAUGAAUCUUGGAGUGAAAUUGUUAAUGUGGCAGAAAGCCACCAAGGAGACUAUAUUGAUUUGUUGCAUUUCGCUGAUGAGGAUGUACAUAAUUCAUCAAUGGACUCUGAUCACAAUAUGAAUGGGAGUGAAAUAUCUAUAAGUCAAAUAUCUACUAUAGCAUCUUCCGGUUAUCAGUCUUUCGGAUAUAGUCAAUCCAGUUCACCUAUUGAUCCAAAUACUACACAGGAUUUUUCUAAAUCUCAUUCAUCUCAGGCUCCUCUCCAACCAUUAUCAUUCUCAAAUCCAGUGUAUAGACAUCAGUUCAAUAGUGCAAAACAUUCAAUGUCUAGUCCUAACGUCAUCAGACAGGGAUCCAGUUCUGGAUCAGCCAGUAGUGAAGAGGACACUGUUAAACAUAGAAGUCCUGUGAAAUCCUCAGACAGAGAAUUAUUUAGUCCCCAGCGUAAUGACCCAUUACGCAAUCUUGCCCCCAAAUUAUCCAGUUCAAGUAGUAGUGAAUCUUUAGAACAAGAAUUGUAUAAAAUGACUCGUUCUAGUUCUGCAAUGUCAACAACUGAAUCAACAAAAUUUACAAGAUCUAAUUCUGUACAGUCAUCGAGUGAUGCAGUGAAAUUUUCAUUAGAUUUACAUUCAUCUGUUUCAUCUCAAAAUAGUGAUGAUGUUCGCAAUAGUAAUAUUACUCCAUCUCAUACAACUAGUAACCAUUACUCAUUGAGUCGGGCUCCAUCCAGGCCUAAAGAACUUUCCCAUACUGGCAGUAUGGAUUUUUCGCAUAUGAGACAAAGAUAUAACGAUCCAAUACGUAGGACUGCUACUGAUUCACACAUUUCUUCUCAUAUUAAAUAUGGACCAAGUCAUGCUUAUAGUAAUAGUGAUAUUACCAGUAAUUCUAGUCGAUAUAGUGAUAAAUAUUAUACAGACAAUUCUGACAAAGGUUCACAUAAAUACUCUUUUGGUGAUAGGUCGUACACAGAAGAUUCCGAUCAAGGUUCACGGAAACUCUCUCCGAAUAAUGCUGUACAUAUGGGAAUUAAGUCUGUACAAAGAAAAAUACAGGAACAGGAAAAAACAAAACAGGAGUAUGAGAGUGAAGUUGAAACGUUAAGACAACAGUUGAACGAAGCACAAGAUCGGCUUCAGCAAGCUGAGGAUAGGUUGAAGGAACAUGAAACAGGAACACAGCAGUUGGUUGAUGAUUGGCAAUUUAGACUGUCUGAAAGUGAAGAAAGACUUCGUAAACAACAAGUACAAAAAGACGAUCAGAUGAAACAGAUAAUACAAAGAUUGAUGACUGUCGAGAAGGAACUAAAGGCAGACCAAGAGGAGAUGCAAUCAUUAGUUCGUCAGAAACAACGUGUCAUUGAGGCACAGGAAAGGAGAAUACAAACUCUUGACAAUGCUAAUGCCAAACUGAUGACUGCAUUAUCUCAGCUACGCAGUGUUUCUCAACAAAAUCAUAAUGGAAUGAUUGGUCCAUUGAGAUCCACCAUUUUAACAACAGAAAUUGCAGAAUUCAAAACUAGUUCAUGUUAAGUACAUCAGAAAAAAAUGACAUUGAAAUUGAUGGCAUAUAUCAUGUUAUAAUAUACAUUCAAAACAUGUCUAUCAUGUGAAAGCACUUUAAUAAGAAUGUGAAAUGUUGACUUAAUUAAGAAAUCCAUACUUGACUUUAUAAAGUAAUACAGUAUUCUAAGCAAACAUCUGUAAUGUCUAUUAAGCUUGUUAGGAAGUCCAGUUUUUAAUAUUCCUUAGUUGAAGAUUAUUAUCAGCUAUAUAUAAAUGUGGGCUUUCAGAUAAUGUACCUCAAGUAAUAAGUGUGUACUUAUAAUUUAUAUGUGUGCUGAAUGUUAGAAUCAUGAUUUUGUGAGCUUAACAGUGGUUGCUAUCUUUGUGCUUUCAAACAUAUUGUAGCCCAUCAAACUACAUCAAUCAAUUUGUGCUCUAGCGUCUUUAGGAUUUUAUUCCUUUCAUAAUUAGAAUACCAGAUGAUAUAUAAAAAAAUAUAUUAAUUAUUAAAAAGUUCAAAAUAUAUGUUGAAAGAGUAAUGUAUUUGCGAUCUUUGAUUACUAAAGUAAUUGCUACAAUUUCACAAAGAAAUAACAUGGAAAAUUGUUUACAAGCAAGAUCAAUUUUUAAGAACGGUUUUCCUAUGUAGUUGUUUAAAAAAAAAAAGUUAAAGUAAAAGAUUGUUAUAAGAAAACCAUUACAAAAGAAUAGGCGUCAAAAAUUAGAAUACUAUAAUGGGAGAAAAUGUUUUACAAUUUGAUAAGUAGUAUUAUGAGGAAUUUUGAUAUAGAUGAAAAAGAAGUGUACAUGCAUAAUGUAAGAGCAGAUAUGAAUGUUUUAUAUAUAUGAUUGUAGAACACUGCAUGCUAACUGGUAAUGAUAUAAACAAAAUAUCUGAAUGUUUCAUAGAUUGCUAAUUCGAUAAUUCCAUAAGUGUGACAAAAGGAAUAGUUAUAUCCGCCAAUCAUGUCUGUUGAAUAAGGUGCUAUAGCAGUGAUAUUCAUUCAACAGAUAAUUUUCAAACUUAAAUUUUACUGUAAUUUUUUUUCAAAAAUUUGUUUAUCAUUUUCAUAUAUAGUUAUUAUUGUUGUAUAAGUCAAAAUUUCAUUAGUCAUUGUCUUGAUCUCAGAAAUAAAGUACCAUCAAAUAGAUUAUUUUCUGGAUGUAAAUUACUAAUAUCUCAUUCAAACAUAUCCAUCAUAGUAGAACUGCCAUUGCAUAAGUGCUAUUUAUAGUAUUUGAUGUGUUCUGAGUUACUUUGUGUGAGCAUAUAAAAGUGCAAUGCCCAUUUUAUAAAUAGAAAUUUUAUCUUCAGAUUCAUUCACCAAAUAUUCCAAUGAUAAGGAAUAAAGUGAAGCUUGUAUUCUUGGAUCUAACCUAUUGUGUGGUGGACUGAAUGACAAAAGUAGUGUUGGCUGUAUUUUUAAGAUUGAAGAGUUAUUAUUUUGUGUAUGUAAUGAAGAAUGUUAAGAGUCCAGUCUUCAGAUUGAAUAUAUGUUUACAAGGUCAUAUGUAUAUGGACCUUUUAUCUAUUAAAAAAAUAUAAUGUUGAAUCAUUCUGUAUUGGUUUAAUUCCUUCUUCUUUUUUUGUUUUUUUGUUGUGUUAUUUUUGGUAAAUUAAUUAUAGGUUAAAUUUAGAAUUCCCCUUCUUAUUUUUAGGUUUGAAAAAGUAAGAGACAACCUAUCUGUUCCUCUUUGUCUUCUGUAGUCACAGAAAAUGAAUCCCACUGUACUCAGUCACAGAUGUAUUAUAUAUACAUGAAUAUGUAUACAAAAUUCAAUCUUAGACUGGACUUCAUCUCAGAUGGUUGUGAAUUAUGUGUGUUUGGUUAUUGAAAACUUUGUAGUGCUAGGUUAGUUUGAAAAUUUAAUGAAAAAAACUUCAUCGUUACUUCCUCUGGAUCCAUUGUGAACAAGUGAUUGUUUCAUCAACCAAGAAAGUUUUUUAUAAGAAUAUGAGUUAAGAAUCUCAUCAUGCUAUUUAUAAAAAUUGUAAAAAAAAACAUCAUUGAUUUAUCAUAGUGUUUACAAUGGAAGCUUAUAAGAAGUCCACAUUAUUUCAUUUGUGAUGGGAAACAAUUUCCCCCAAAGUCUGUGCAAUAUUUAUUGUAAUUGCAAAAAAAAAAAUGUUUUCUUGGCGUAUAUUUGUAAAAAAAAUAACCAUUGUAAUACAUGUAUAUGCAAGUAUAGUGCUGUUUUGUAACAUAAGAUUAGCAAGUAUUAAUGUAAAUAUUUUGUGUUCUGGUCCUGAGUAGUAAGAUUGUUGAGGUAAAACAUUGUACAUUAAUAAUGGCAAAAAAUAAAAUGGGAUAUUUCAAAACUG
This is a messenger RNA of Mytilus californianus (California mussel), 6848 nucleotides long. Its product is annotated as disabled homolog 2-interacting protein-like. Bases 614 to 4552 code for a protein of 1312 amino acids. The transcript is spliced from 19 exons. Gene Ontology annotation, biological process: regulation of GTPase activity. The record is from RefSeq and is a predicted model, not a curated record. Lineage: Eukaryota; Metazoa; Mollusca; Bivalvia; Mytilida; Mytilidae.